AUGUCACCGCCCACAUCAGAAGCGUCUUGGCCGGCAGGCAUUCCGGAGAUCCGCCAGCAUACGACGGACUUAUCCCAGGAAGAGCUCAGGGAAGAGGCCAAGGGAUGGUUGCUAUUUGUACGGGAAAAGAUUCAGCCCACAUCGACUCCUGAAGAUGGGCUGCGUCAACGGCGAGCGCUAAUAGAGCAAUGGGCCACCGCCAGUCAAGAGUUCCGCGAGGCCUACCAUAGUUGUUCCGCAGGAUACAGCUCGGCUUUCGACUAUCCCGCCUCGGUUCUUUCGCAGAUCGCCCCACGACCCAACAAACGCUUCUUGUGCCUUCCCUCCGUGGACCGGCAGACCCAUCCGCGUAACUAUAUCCACCUCGUGAAGUUCCUGAUUUUGUUGUAUAUCCACCAAGACGAAUGGAAUGGGGUGCACCCCUUCGAAGAGCAUGGAGCAGGCACCGCUCCUAACUACCACCUUCCGGACCUCCUUGGCUGUGGGCCCACCACCAGGCCAAUCACCACCUACGACGAGAUUCUUCCCUCGCUGUAUCUCACCCCAGCGGAUUUCCAUGCCCUCUCCAUGACCCGCCAGGGCACGGUGGUGUUUGACAACGGGCCGAACCUCACGUGGUUCGUGAUCGAUGCGCCAGGACUUGCCACAGGGCGACUGGCCCUGGUGGACUUUAGCUCAAAUGGCCACGUCCGCGUCUCGACCCUUCGUCGACCCUGGAAUAUGGGCCAAACCAUGGCCCUUCGAGCAAAUUCUGGCUUGGAUAUGGAUCUUCCUAUUCUUGACAUCUUGGAGUCAACCCGGUUGAAUAACAAGUUCCUCUGCUCGGGCUACGGAUCUCGGGACCUCUGGAUCCGCCUUAUCAACGAGAGUGCGCCGGGAUAUCUAGAGCUGGAGGCCCAAGGACGGGAGGUGGAGUUCGAGCUAGAUAAAUUGCUGGUUAUCGACCUUUGAUGCUUUUUGCAAGCUCGCUCGUGUUUGAUAGGUUUUCGGUCUACGAGAAUACAGGGUCACGGUUUGUUAAUCGCCUAGUGCCCAUCGACUGAAAAAGUCAUCC
Messenger RNA from Aspergillus piperis CBS 112811, 1054 nucleotides. RefSeq lists its product as uncharacterized. Bases 1 to 951 code for a protein of 316 amino acids. The transcript has 4 exons. NCBI's taxonomy places the organism in Eukaryota, Fungi, Ascomycota, Eurotiomycetes, Eurotiales, Aspergillaceae. The record is from RefSeq and is a predicted model, not a curated record.